Molecule: messenger RNA, 1428 nt
Organism: Hemiscyllium ocellatum (epaulette shark)
Lineage: Eukaryota; Metazoa; Chordata; Chondrichthyes; Orectolobiformes; Hemiscylliidae
Exons: 15
Coding region: 265-1332 (355 amino acids)
Source: RefSeq, a predicted model, not a curated record
AACGUAACGGACCUGGAGUUACAGCACCUCCCCACUGUCUCUCAGCACGGGAAUAACACCCUGGACCCUCACUGGUGUAUCCAAGAUCUCUUUGUCACUCCCUGCAGCGGGCCGGGCUAUGCCCUGUACAGGGGACAGCAGCAGGGCACCCAGCCCCUGACGAAUGGCACUCUCCACCAGGGCUAUGGGGUCUCCCUGCAGAGGGGUGCCACCCUGGUGAUCAGCAGGGUGACAGAGAGCCACGCCGGCACCUACAUCUGCAGGAUGGGCAGGACCGUCUACAAGGUGAAGCUGCAGGUGGUCAGGCCAGGUAUCCUGCACUCAGUGUCCGGAAUAUGGAUCAUUCUGGUCACAGUGUUCCUCUGUCUCACUCUGUACAUCCUCAUCGUCGGCCUGAUGGUCUCUUUUCAUCGCAAACAGAAACACAGGACUCACACAGAGAGGAUUUCCAGGAUCAUGGGCAGUUUAUUCAGGCCCAGACCGGAAAUGGACGUGCCUUUCAGUGAAGAGAAGGACUCAGGGACUGAACUCAGUCGGACAGUGGUCAGGGAUGCUUCCUGUUCAACGAACUAUGAGAAUUUGGGAUCACGUGAAAACAUCAGUCCAGGGGAUCGGCGCUCUCUCAGUGAGCAUCUCAACCCAGAGACUGAUGCUGCACAGUCUUACGAAAAUCUCUGUGAAGAUGGCGACGAAGAUGAUGACGACGAUUACCUUGACCCGGCUGGUGAGGAUGGCAGCAUCAAUACAGAAGGGCAGCACUCUGAGAGGCUGAAUGGACCGAGUGUGUACGCAAUCCCAAACAAGGCCUCGAAGAUGGAUCAGGCAUCUACUGACGGAGGUCUGAGGGUCAGCUCCUGGGAUACAGAGGGAAUCCCGCACCAGUUCGAGGAAACCUCAGGAGAUAGCAGCAGCAGUGAGGAAGAUUACGCCGUCCCAGACGCUGAGACUCCGGUCGCGCUGAUGAUGGACACGAAUGGCACGUACACAAACCAAUCAGAACAGCGUCGAGGGACGAUGGGAGGGAGGGAGCACUCUCUCGACCAGGAGGGAGACACCGACAGGACCCUGGGAAAUGACGACUACAUGAAGAUGUGUGCAGCCCGCAACGUGAGCCAGAGAGACAUGCUGCCCCACGCAGGGGGAAGCUCAGCUGAAGAGUCGGUGAUGAUGGAGAGAUGCCGCAAACUGUUUAUGAAGAAGUUUCAGAGCAACGCCAGCCGUUACAGCAGCCAGGACGAGGCCGGGGGGAGUGUGAAAACCCUGCCGCGAGAGAAGAACCCUCACGCUGCUGCCUUCAGUACGAUGGACAGAAUGGCCACCCUCCCGGAGUGACUCAGGGGAGCUCGACGAGCGGCCAGGACCGUGCGGGACGGAGUAUCCAGCCGGAGAGAUCCGUCAGAAACUGGGAGGGGGCUGGGCUGGGCUGGG